AUGGAGUCAGUAAAAAAUCCACACCAAGCUCAAGAUCAUUUCGUUCUUCCAGAAAGUAACCAGCCACUGAAAGAACCCACAAUAAAACUAACUUCGGAACAAGUCGAUUUCUUCAGAACAAAUGGAUUUUUAAGUAUUGAUCAUUUGAUUGAUGAAAAUGAAGUAACAUACAUUCGUGAUCAAUAUGAUAAAUGGUUUGCAGCGAAACUAGGUCGAGAGCACGGCAAUUUCUUUGAUUUACUCUCUGAAGAUACCGACGAUCGAGAAGCGGUUGCACCACAGCUCUUGUGGCCAUCAAUCUACGGGAAAACUAUGACAGGAUUUGAUCUAUACAGUACACAAAUGUAUGCCAAUGCAUAUGAAAUUUGUAAAAGUUUACUGGGCGAGGCCACAGAAUUCAAAGGAGAUCAUGCGAUAUUGAAACCGCCAUCAGCCAAUUCUUUACCGACUCCAUGGCAUCAAGAUGAGGCUUAUUGGGAUCCGACACUAUCCUACGAAUCCGUUGGUGUUUGGGUUGCUCUACAACCUGUAUCUGUUGAAAACGGUUGUAUGCAAUUCAUUCCGGGUUCACAUCGAGCAGGCGAUGUGCUUCCACACCACACUCAAAAUAACAAUCCACGUAUACACGGUUUAGAAGUCGAUACUCCUUCCGAAUACACGAAAGAAAUCGUUGCAUGCCCGCUCCCGAGUGGUGGUGCAACAUUUCAUCACUGUCGUACUUUACAUUACACGGGCGCUAAUGCUUCGGCUGAACCACGUCGUGCCUACACGUUACAAUUUCAAUGUAAUACAACGAAGCGUGAGCAACCGCGAUUGAAUACCUGGAAUGAAACAAAAACAACAGACCGAGAAAGACGUGCGAAAGAGAGCGGAUGGAAUCUUCGAGCACCCUAG
Molecule: messenger RNA, 894 nt
Organism: Adineta ricciae
Lineage: Eukaryota; Metazoa; Rotifera; Eurotatoria; Adinetida; Adinetidae
Source: the annotation of a GenBank genome assembly